This is a messenger RNA of Haplochromis burtoni (Burton's mouthbrooder), 1713 nucleotides long. RefSeq names its product transmembrane protein 125b (gene tmem125b). Lineage: Eukaryota; Metazoa; Chordata; Actinopteri; Cichliformes; Cichlidae. The transcript is spliced from 2 exons. Bases 581 to 1363 code for a protein of 260 amino acids. The record is from RefSeq and is a predicted model, not a curated record.
CACCCACCCUCUGCAGCACAGUCAUUGUGUUCAUCGGUCAGCCCAUUGUCUGUGAUGGAGCGUGGUGGACAGUGUCGCCAAUCUCUGUCCAAACCAUGAUCCAACACUACUAUUGUGACCAGUCUUUUUUCCUGCUUAACUUGACAAGAUGCUGGUCCCGUGUGAUGAGAAGAGAAGUUGGUGUCUGUUCUGCCUGGCACAGGGCUCUAAAGAGGACACAGAUUAUCGAUCUGUGACAUGAGUACAGUCGCUGUGGUGAUGAAGCCUUGAUGAAACGACACAUGCACAAGCUACGUAACUGCCAUUACCUCUCUGCUUGCAGGAGUUUCACACUGUGGGAGCCCCUGCUUCUGUCUCCAGUUUGACCCAGGACACUUUUGGCAUCUACAUCCACUUUCAUCUCUGAAACCAACUUCAACAAAUGAAGCAAAGUACCUGAAAUACUGGAAGUUUUCCUCAUAGCAGUUUUUUUUCUUUUUUUUCUUUUUUGCUCAAGGCAGAGAUCACUUUCUUUGCAGAAUGAAACAACGAAACCAAACAACUGUGGGAUCUUUCACGCUGACUUCUCUGAGGUUUUCAGAUGGGAUGCAGAUGGAUGGACAGCAAUACAAGACACUCAUCUAGCACAAGUGUCGUCUUUGAUUUUGGCUGUCUGAGCUGUGCCAUACCUGACAUGGAGACCUUUUACUACCCCAUACGUCGGUCCUCAAGCCUCUACCUGGACCCUAGGCUUAUACAGCGACGUAUCCUGGAAGAUCAAGUGGAAUUAUGGUGGUCCAGAGACCCACAACGCUCCUUGUUGUGCUACUGUGCCUCUGUUGCCCUCAUACUCGGACUGGGCCUUGGUGGUGUGGGGCUCCUCUCCACCACCACAAGCCUAUCUGGGGAAUGGCGCCUAGGGGUGGGCACCACCCUCUGCCUCUUGGCACUUGCUGUCCUGCUCAAGCAGCUUCUCAGCUCUGCCAUCCAGGACAUGAACUGCGUGCGCAGCAGGCGUCGGAUCGACCAGCUGAAAAGUGGUGGGAGGGCCGACCCCGCGCUGAUUUUAGCUGUAGGGCUGGCAGUCAUGCUGUGUGGGACGGUGCUAAUCUUUGUGGCCACCAUCGGCAGCCAAGGUCACGACAGCAGGGAAAUGUUGGUUUCUGGUCUGGUGUUGAUGGCUGCAGGGACAGGCAUGUCUCUAGCUGUAGCGGGCUAUAGUGUGCUGGCAUACAUCAAAAGAAGAAGGGAGCAGAGGAGGAGGAUGAGAAUGAGGAGAAUGAGGAGGACAGGGAAUCAAGCUGUCUGUGUGUUCAGUGUUUCUGGAGGACAAAUGAGUCAAGCCAGGAGAGAGACCUCGUCGAGCAGGACCAGCCUGAUCUGAAAGGACUUAAAAUAUCUGAGACUGGAUGAAGUGGUUUAAAGCUAAAGGAACUAAUAGUAGAACCGAGGAGGUUGUGUCAAUAUCCAAAUCAAGUCUUCACAGAUUUUCUUUCCACUCUCUUUAUUGUUUUCCAUUACCAUAAAAACUGACUGCUGAGCUCUAAACACCAUCACUGCAGUACAGUCACAUCAUUUCUACAAGAACAAUAGGCUGCUGUCAACAAUGGCUCUGUAAUUUGAUAAGCGAAUAUUUCCCUCCUUUGUACUGUCUGAAGGCUCAUUUAUGCUGUGUCUGACUGAUUAUAGUUGUAAAUAAAGAGCAGAUGUCACAUCAGAUCAAAACAUCGCUGU